UUACAUUUUUCCACAACCGUUCCAUUUCGUAUACAAAAUGGCGAAUCCCUUCUUAAUGACUGAUGAUGACGUGUCGUCAACGACAAAUGAUUUGAAUUCAAAUCCCUUUCUGAUGCAAGAUACUGAAGAGGGAACUGAUUAUGCGGCAGAUAACCCAUUCUUGGCCCAAGCGAACAAUCCAUUCGCUGCAUUUGGCGAUGAAGAGGUGGUUACUACAUCGACCCAAGAUUAUCACUUAGAUACGUACACAGACACGAAUACAUUUCUAAACAGCGAUAAUAAUGAAAUGAUGAUAACAUCGUCGGACGUUCACUCAAAUCCUAUUGAUUCGGCUAUGAGUUUCUUCGGAACAACUAUAACUGAUAUGGACGACGCAGAUGAUGUGGCGUUUGCUAAACCUACUGGAUUAGCAAUUCAACCGAGCAACGUUCUAAUGUCAAAUUACGAUGACACAAUGGCAUAUUCAAGUGAAGAUGAGCUGAAGGAUAAACGACUUCCUCCACCUAGACCGGUUCCGCCAUCACAGACAACCCAAGAUUUAAUCUUAUCGGUGGCUGAUCAAUUAGAUCAAACCAGUUCACAUCUACUUAAUCGAAUACCAGUUACUCGAACACCAAGUCCUGUAUCCAUGAGAGAUCUGCAUUCCCCGAGUCCAACGCCCGAAUUCGGAGACCUUCUUGAUGUGUCUGAAUUACCACAUGACUUAAUAAAUCAAAACGACGGUUUUGGCGACAGUCAGAUUGACUCUACUGCUAAUGACAAUCCAUUUAUGGUACAAGAUGAAUUGGUUAUGAGCGAGCCAUCGAGACCACCACCACCAGCAAGACCGACACCGCCAAGACCAACUCCGCCAAGACGACCGUCGCCUCCUCAAGCCGAAACCGUAACAAUUCAGCAGUCACAACCUCCUCGUCCGGCUCCAAUUCAACAGCCUCAAGCUGAGCCAGAUCUAUUUGAUAUGUUUGGAACAGGUGAACAGCAAAAGCCUCCGCAACCACCAGCACCAAAGUCAAAUCAGGACAUACUUAGCUUAUUUUCCACACCGAAGCCAUUGGUUCCAGUUUCUCAGCCAGAUUUGUUAUCUGGAGAUAUACUAUCAAUGGACAAUGAACCAGAUUUCGGUGCCAAGGUUCCUGUCAUGGGCUCACAAGUGUCAUCAGUUUCAUCACUGUCAUCAAUUUCAUCAGCUCCACCAACUGAAACUAGCAUCAAUACAACCCAAGCUGCACCUGUUCCGCAAAGACCUCCAGCACCACCAGUACCAACUCCUCAUCAAGCCACAGUAAAGCCUCCUCAACGUCCAGCUCCUCCUGCACUACCAAAAGCACCAACCCAACAGCCUGUUGUAACUCCAAAAGUUGAAUCGACAACUGAUAAAGAGCCCAAUACCACGAACGUUGUAACGAAACAGGUGACUCCCCAGCAAGAAAAAGAAAAUAUUUUAGACGAAGUGGACACAACUGAGAUAAGCAUGCAUCACAGUCCUGUCGAUUCGACACCAGUUAGUGAACAUGUUGUUAGUACUACUGCUCAAUCGGAUCAUAGUGACGAACACAUGGACACCUCCGGUGUGACACCAAUACCGUCUGUAAAUCCGUUUGCAUCACCCGAAUCCGAAGCGAUGGACAUUAUUGUUCAGCCAGUAACUGUACCAGCGCCAACACCACAAUCGUUCACUGGAUCUGAUAGUUUUGGCCAGUCGGAUGAGUUUGAUGCAUUUGCUGCAAAGUUUGACUCUGUUAAGAAGGAAGACAAUUCGUUGUUAGAUGGAUUUGGUGUAGCAGUUAAUACCACCUCUAAUGGACAGGCAUGGGGGCAGAAUGAUAAUUUGAUUGGUGGCGACGAUUCUGCUGAUGGAUUUGGUAAUGAUGAAGAAGGUUUUGAUUCGUUCCUAGCAAUGAAAGCACCAAUACAGGAAACUCCAUUCGAUCGUAAUGAUUCACAUGAUUCUGAUGAAGGAAAAGAGUUUAACGUCGUUAUUCGACCAAAGAAUGCAGAUAUGUCACUGGGUCUGACACAACCAGUCCUAGCACCACCUCCUAGAAGUACGAACAAUUCGAUAUACUCGGGUGACUCUUCACCGAGAUUCAAUCCAUUUGACAAAGGAGAUGAAAUGCCCCAUUCGGACGGUGUUCCAGCUGCACAUGAAAUACCACAACUAGAACGAACUGAUUCGCAGGAAACACCACCCACUCCAUUAUUCGACGAAGAUGUGUCUCAACCACUGGAAGACUUCCCCCGAAUCACCUAUCAGGGCGAAGGAUGGGAAAUGCAGCUGAGGCAACCAAAUAAAAAGAAAAUCACUGGACAACGAUUUUGGAAGAAAAUAUUUUUGAAAAUUGUUUUUCAAGGAGACAAUCCUGUGCUGCAAUUGUUAAAUGCACAGAAAGAUAAGGAACCGUUCCAGGAACUUCCGUUGCAAGCAUGUUAUUCUGUGUCUGAAAUAAGCGCUCAGCAGUUUGAUCAAUUUGGAAAGAUUUUCACCGUUAAACUGCAAUAUAUAUUUUACAAAGAACGUCCUGGUGUACGACCAGGUCAAGUAACGAAAGCUGAAAGAAUUACGAAUAAGUUGAGCCAAUUUGCGGCGUAUGCCAUUCAGGGUGACUAUCAGGGUGUCAAGGAGUUCGGAAGUGAUUUGAAGAAACUCGGAUUGCCUGUCGAACAUGCACCACAGGUAUCCCAGCUGUUUAAAAUUGCUUCGCACAAUUACGAAGACUUGAAACAAUUUUCCGUAUGCAUUGAUGAACUACUGUUCAAAUAUAAUGUACAUAGGGAUCGUGCACUGACAUAUAAAUCCGAAGAGGUUCAGCUUACUGCCGUUGAUGAGAUAUACGUUGAACAGGAUGCAGAAGGGCACAUUUUAAAACAAAUCGCAAGGGUUAGACUGUUUUUCUUGGGAUUCCUGUCAGGAAUGCCAACAAUUGAAUUAGGUGUCAAUGACCUUUGGCGACAAGGCAAAGAAGUGGUUGGCCGUCACGAUAUUAUACCAGUUGUUACAGAAGAAUGGAUUCGUUUGGAAGGAGUUGAAUUUCACUCAUGUGUACAACAAAAUGAGUACGAACGAAGUAGAACGAUAAGAUUUCAACCUCCUGACGCUUGCUAUAUUGAGUUGAUGCGAUUCAGAGUGAGACCGCCAAAGAAUCGUGAACUUCCAUUCCAAUUGAAAGCUGUCUGGUGUGUUACUGGCAACAAGGUCGAGCUACGUGCUGACGUUCUCGUUCCCGGUUUUGCUUCUCGUAAAUUAGGUCAAAUUCCUUGUGAAGACGUAUCUAUUCGGUUUCCGAUUCCAGAAUGUUGGAUCUAUUUAUUCCGAGUUGAAAAGCAUUUCAGAUAUGGUUCAGUUAAAUCGGCUCAUCGUCGCACCGGAAAAAUAAAAGGAAUCGAACGAAUUUUAGGCACUGUUGACCAACUACAAGAAUCACUGAUCGAGGUAACAUCGGGCCAAGCCAAGUACGAACACCAUCACCGUGCUAUUGUAUGGCGAUGUCCGCGUUUGCCAAAAGAGGGACAAGGUGCCUAUACCACCCAUCAAUUGGUCGUGAGAAUGGCUCUCACAAGCUAUGAUCAAAUUCCGGAACAACUAGCCCCUUACUGUUAUGUUGAAUUUACAAUGCCAGCAACCCAAGUAUCUCAUGUGACUGUGCGUUCGGUCAGUGUUCAAGACUCAGAUAGUGAUGAUCCACCGGAAAAAUAUGUUCGUUAUUUAGCCAGGCACGAGUACAGAGUUGGUAUUGAACAUACAACGGGUCAAAGUACAAACGCCUAUUUGGCAGCAACUGCAGUUACAAAACCGAAGGAAGAACCACCACCACCUGCGUUGCAGCCAAUAGCUGGAAGUGAUUCCGAUUCCGACUCAAACUAAACAUAAUUUUUUGCAAAAGGAAACAACCGACAGCAAUAUUUAACAUAAUCGAAAUAAAAAAAAAAUUGCCAAUACGUUACAAUGUCACUUAGUUGAUAAUUGAAACUAUUUAAAACAAUGAACAAAAAAAAAUUAAAAAUGUUUGGAGUUAUUUAUCAUCCUGAUUUUUGAUUUUAAUAAAUUGUUAUAAUUGCCCCAGUCCUCUAGGUAAAAACUAUUAUAACAGAAUAUGAAUCAUACAUAUUGUUUCAAUGAUGAUAUUAUUAUGGAAAAUUAUAAAAUUAUAUGCAAAAAGCGAGCUGACAAAAUUCUAUCACUCUCCCAGCUUAAUAAAAAAUUAUAAAUAUUGUAACAAUUUCGUGAUGAUGUAAAUGUAAUAAUAUAAAUUGAUUAAGGAUGGAACACUAAAAAAAACCAACUUGAGUCAACUCAACAAUAAUAAACAUUAAAAAUGCAAAAUGAUUAUAUAGUUAAUGAACGUAAACAAACAAGAAACCUUUUUUGUUUUGCUUAGAUUUAAAAAGGAGACAGUGACGGUAACGAGACGAAAAUCUUUUUAAUUUUUCAAUUGAGUUUCUUUGUGUGAAAAAUAUAUUUAUGUGAGAAGAUUAUAGUUAAUACAUUUGGGGGAUAAUGGAGUUAAAAGCUUAGUAACAAUAAUUUCUAAAAUCAAUAUUUUAUCAAAACUAUUGAAUUCACGUUAUAAUUGUAGUUUAUAUCAGCAAGACUAAAACGAAAACAGCAAUAUGAAACUUUAAUUUUAAAUUUAAUGAAAAAGAAAAUAAUUUAAAGGAAAAAAAGAGAAACGUACGAAGGAACAAGCUUUUUAAAUAAAUGGAAAGAAAUUAAUUUUAAUAAAUGCAAAAUACAAUAAAUUGUUUCAAAACAUUAAAAUGGAUUUUUAAUGUUUUUACGUUGUUAUUCAAUCAAACAAUAAUGACAUCAGUAUUUAAUCAAUUCAAUUUAAUUUUUAUCUUGUCGUGUUAAAUAUAUUUAUCAAAUGAAAACCAAUGAAAAAAGAUAAUAAAAAACUAAAUUCCAAAAUAUAUUUAUUAGCAGUAAACGUUAAUGUAAAAACCAAAACCCAAAGAAAAACUUUAAAACAAAAAUUAAUUUAAAAACCAAAAAAAAAAUCUUAUAAAUGUAACAUAUUAUGAGUGAUUUAAUAUAUCAUCCCCAGUCAAACCCUAUUGGACUGCAUUUACAUUUAA
Bradysia coprophila is the source of this 5073-nucleotide messenger RNA. It is a transcript of the gene stnB, whose product is annotated as stoned B. Gene Ontology annotation, cellular component: clathrin adaptor complex. Gene Ontology annotation, biological process: intracellular protein transport; endocytosis. The record is from RefSeq and is a predicted model, not a curated record. Lineage: Eukaryota; Metazoa; Arthropoda; Insecta; Diptera; Sciaridae.